Nothoprocta perdicaria is the source of this 675-nucleotide messenger RNA. RefSeq names its product interferon stimulated exonuclease gene 20 like 2 (gene ISG20L2). Gene Ontology annotation, molecular function: nucleic acid binding; 3'-5'-RNA exonuclease activity. The coding region runs from base 1 to 675 and encodes 224 amino acids. The transcript is spliced from 4 exons. Lineage: Eukaryota; Metazoa; Chordata; Aves; Tinamiformes; Tinamidae. The record is from RefSeq and is a predicted model, not a curated record. Gene Ontology annotation, cellular component: nucleus.
AUGUCCGAGCUGAUCCUCAACGUGAGCGUGGAGGCGCCGGAGCCCGCGGGCGGCGGCGGCAGCGGCGGCGGCAACCGGAAGCACCGGAGCUUCGUGCGGCGGCGCCGCUUCCUGGAGGCCAAGGGCGUCCUGCGGCAGAAGCAGCUGCCGGCGGUGGCCGCGCUCGACUGCGAGAUGGUGGGCACGGGCCCCGGCGGGCGCACGAGCGCCCUGGCGCGCUGCAGCAUCGUGGCCUACGACGGCGCCGUCCUCUACGACCGCUACGUGCGGCCGCCCGAGCCCGUCGUGGACUACCGCACGCGCUGGAGCGGCGUCCGCCCGCGGCACCUGCAGGGCGCCGUGCCCUUCGCCGCCGCGCGGCGCCAGAUCCUCAAGAUCCUCGCGGGGAAGGUGGUGGUCGGCCACGCCAUCAGCAACGACUUCAAGGCGCUGCGGUACUUCCACCCGCCGGCGCUGACCCGCGACACGUCCCGCAUGCCGCUGCUCAACCGUAAGGGCGGCUUCCCCGAGAACGUCGCCGUGUCCCUGAAGCGCCUCGUCAAGCAGCUGCUCAACAGGGACAUCCAGGUCGGCAAGAGYGGCCACUCCUCGGUGGAGGACGCCAGGGCCACCAUGGAGCUCUACAAGGUGGUGGAGGCCGAGUGGGAGCAGCAGCUGGCGCGCGAGCCGCAGUGA